Dipodomys ordii (Ord's kangaroo rat) is the source of this 1193-nucleotide messenger RNA. RefSeq names its product G protein-coupled receptor 87 (gene Gpr87). The coding region runs from base 37 to 1113 and encodes 358 amino acids. The transcript has 2 exons. Gene Ontology annotation, molecular function: G protein-coupled purinergic nucleotide receptor activity. The record is from RefSeq and is a predicted model, not a curated record. Gene Ontology annotation, biological process: G protein-coupled receptor signaling pathway; negative regulation of adenylate cyclase activity. Lineage: Eukaryota; Metazoa; Chordata; Mammalia; Rodentia; Heteromyidae. Gene Ontology annotation, cellular component: membrane.
CAUGCCGCUCUGCUCACAGCUCUCCUCAGCUGAAGAAUGGGGCUCAACCUGACACUGACAAAAUUACCAAGCGUGGAGCUGCAGAGCCACCAAAGCCGCCCCCUGACCAACACGAGCGAUGGGCCCCAGGAGAACACCACCCUUCACAGCGAGUUUGACACCAUCGUCUUGCCUGUGUUUUACCUCAUCCUAUUUGUGGCAAGCAUCUUGCUGAACGGCUUGGCAGUGUGGAUUUUCUUCCACAUUCGGAAUAAAACCAGCUUCAUAUUUUACCUCAAAAACAUCGUGGUGGCUGACCUCAUAAUGACACUGACAUUCCCAUUUCGGAUAGUCCACGGUGCAGGAUUUGGCCCUUGGUACUUCGAGUUUAUCCUCUGCAGAUACACCUCCGUUUUAUUCUAUGCAAACAUGUAUACGUCCAUUGUGUUUCUAGGGCUGAUCAGCAUUGACCGGUACCUGAAGGUGGUGAAGCCAUUUGGGGACUCGCGAAUGUAUAGCAUAACCUUUACAAAAGUUUUAUCUGUUUGUGUUUGGGUGAUCAUGGCUGUUCUGUCAUUGCCAAACAUCAUCCUAACAAACGGUCAACCGACUACUGACAACAUUCAUGAGUGCACCAGACUUAAAAGUCCCCUGGGAGUCACAUGGCACAUGGCAGUUGUCUAUGUCAACAGCUGCUUGUUUGUGGCUGUGCUGGUCAUUCUGAUCGGGUGCUACAUAGCCAUAUCCAGGUACAUCCACAAAUCCAGCAAGCAGUUCAUAAGUCAGUCUAGCCGAAAGCGAAAGCAUAACCAAAGCAUUAGGGUGGUUGUGGCCGUGUUUUUCACCUGCUUUCUACCAUAUCACUUGUGCAGAAUUCCUUUUACUUUCAGUCACUUAGACAGGCUUUUAGAUGAAUCUGCACAUAAAAUUCUGUAUUAUUGCAAAGAGAUGACACUUUUCUUGUCUGCAUGCAAUGUCUGCCUAGAUCCAAUCAUUUACUUUUUCAUGUGUAGGUCAUUUUCAAAAAGGUUAUUCAAAAAAUCAAAUAUCAGAACCAGAAGUGAAAGCAUUCGAUCUCUGCAAAGCGUCAGGCGGUCAGAAGUCCGAAUAUACUACGACUACACUGACGUGUGAGCAGGCAAGGCCGAGAGCCUUCUCAUGUUUGUUGGGGUCCGUGUGUAAAAAGUGUAAAUAAAUGUCUAUUUUCAUUAUCC